AUGGAAGGACUGUCUAGUUUUACUUCCGUCUUUUCUUCUAACAACGACAAUCGCGUCGCAAAACGAAACCGCCGCCCUCUUUCGUGUUCAAUUUGUCGCGCCAGAAAGUUGAAGUGUGACCGACAGCAACCAUGCAGCUCUUGUGCUAAAAAGGGAGAAUCUGCGAGUUGCGACUACAGCCCGGUCAUCUCGAAGGAGAAGUCAAGAUCUCGCUCUGCUGUCAACAGCAAUGAUGCUGCUGCUAGCCGCUUACAGAAACUCGAGGAUCUGGUCAACGGCCUGAUGCAUGCUACUCCCCCAAGCAACUUUGUGGUAACUCCUCCAAGCUCGUCAAACUCGCCGCAGAUCGACCCUCCUGCAUAUCUGGCAACAUCUGCUGGUGGUCACCUAAGUCAGCAAGGAGCUUAUGUUGGCGGCACCCAUUGGGCGUCGAUACUCGAGAGAAUUCAUGACAUUCGGUCGGUCAUGGACUCUGAUCUUAGUGAUGUGCCUUCUGAGCCAGCACUGAAAGCCGAUCCCCUGUUCGGUCAAGAACGCCUCUUGACCAUCGACGAGGUUCUCGUGGCGCUUCCAGAGCGGCAGAUAGUCGAUACUCUUGUUUCGACUUACUUCAAGGAAUCAUUUUUAUCUUUGACAUUCAUACACAGUGGCAAGUUUCAGAGAGAAUACGAAGGUUUCUGGAAAGACCCAUCCUCAGCAAGCUUCUGCUGGUUGAGCAUUCUCUUCUCCAUCAUGUUCAUGGCAGCAAAAAUUGCCACGGCAAGAGGUCAACUAGCACCUUCUGAUCCAUGUGACACAAAACGAGCCGGAGCUCUGAGGUUGGCUACUAAAUGUCUUGUCACAGGCCAAUACCUCAAAGCCCAACCAUACUCUGUUGAAGCAUUACUGUUCCAUUUCCAUUGCAUCUAUGCUCUUCACGCGGAUCCUGAUAUACAACCGUGGCCCAUCCUAACUAUGGCUACCAGACUGGCCCAGAAGAUGGGCUAUCACCGCGACCCUAGGCAUUUGUCAGCAAAACUAUCUCCAUUCGAAAGCGAAAUGCGACGCAGAGCAUGGCAUUACAUCGAGAUAUUUGACAUCACCAUGUCAGCUAACCAAGGUAUACCUGCAAUGAUCAACGAAGAUGAAUGCGAUUGUCAGUUUCCUAUAAACCUUCUGGACGAGGACUUCGACGAGAACACCUCAGUAAUGCCCCCUUCGCGAUCUGACACAACUCACAUCCCCAUGCUAUUCUUCAAUUGCAAAGCUGAGGCUGUUCGCCUUUUGCGUCCAAUCAUUCGACAUGCAUUGUCCAGUCGAAGAUACGACAUAGAGGAGACGAACAAACUUCACGAUAGUCUUGAGAAGAGUCGCAGGAAUGUACCACAAUCAUUGCGUAUCCGGACCAUCGCAGAGACUAGCUUCGUCGACCAAGACUAUUUGAUCAUGCAGCGCUUUAUGCUUGAGCUACAAUACCUUAAGGGAUACUGUAUCUUACAUCGACCAUAUAUGGCCUGCCAAAAGGAUGAUCCGGCAUACGAGAAGUCGAGAGAGAUUUGCAAAAGCUCUGCACUACGUCAACUCGACCUGCAGGCUGACUAUUUCCAAGCCGUCCAGCCGCAAGGACGUCUGUAUCAGAGCAGAUGGAUGUUGACGAAUGUGACCUUACAUGAACAAUUCGCUGCCGCUAUGAUUGUAUGUUUAGACCUUGCAGAAUCAACAUCGCAGAGUCCAGAGUCCAGGGCGAGGAAAUUGGAAGCACUUCAGAACUCACGGCAUGUAUGGUCCAGCAAAAAGCCUGCUUAUCGGGAUGCCAUUCGAGCAAGUCAUGUUCUUGGUGUCAUGAUAGCAAAGUUGACUGCUCAUGGGGGCGACCCGCCGACAGCUGUUCAGAGUGGCACAUUCAACAUACCCAACUGUCAACACCCACCAACACCAGCCAAUUUGGACAGUCAUAAUGCGCAUUGGAGUGUUACGCCAGCCCAAGAUACUGCCCACGAGAUGAUGGACAUUGCGUCUCUAGAGAGCAUACUUGAUAAUCCUGACCUGCUGAAUUGGAAUGAUAUCGACACUUAUCUUAUCGACUACAGUGGUGGUCUCGGUCUGACAGAUCCUUUGGCCAACGUGCCAUAA
Messenger RNA from Aureobasidium subglaciale EXF-2481, 2112 nucleotides. RefSeq lists its product as uncharacterized. Gene Ontology annotation, biological process: DNA-templated transcription; regulation of DNA-templated transcription. NCBI's taxonomy places the organism in Eukaryota, Fungi, Ascomycota, Dothideomycetes, Dothideales, Saccotheciaceae. Gene Ontology annotation, cellular component: nucleus. Gene Ontology annotation, molecular function: DNA binding; DNA-binding transcription factor activity, RNA polymerase II-specific; zinc ion binding. The transcript has 3 exons. The coding region runs from base 1 to 2112 and encodes 703 amino acids. The record is from RefSeq and is a predicted model, not a curated record.